Molecule: messenger RNA, 1414 nt
Organism: Drosophila serrata
Lineage: Eukaryota; Metazoa; Arthropoda; Insecta; Diptera; Drosophilidae
Gene: Spn31A
Product: Serpin 31A
Molecular function (GO): serine-type endopeptidase inhibitor activity
Source: RefSeq, a predicted model, not a curated record
GCAAAUUUAAUUGGUUUCCUUCUGUGUUCUUCUAAUUUUGCCGAGCGGCAAGCGUUUAGUCGAAUUUCGUCCGAAGCUGCGUGCGGGCGUGAAUCUCUCUAAAGGCAACAAACUUUAUAUAAUUGUUAUCCGAACUUUAUUUAUUCGCCUUGCAUUAAUUGUGAUUGUAGCCAAAGAUCCGAUAUACACAGAAUGAGUGAAGCGAGUAACCCAGUUUCGAGCAUUGCUCCCUAUGUAUCCAAAAUAAGUGCUGAAAUCUAUCACAGCAUAGCCACCAGUUACAUAGAUCAGAACCUGGUCAUCCCCCUAUUGCUGGAGUCCAUUCUGGCCCUUUUGUAUCUGGGCUCGGAUGGAGCCACGGCCGAGGAGUUGCAGAAGUUGCUGCGGCUAAAGGAGCGCUUUCCCAGCAACGCCAAAAUGGCCAACUUUUAUGCCUCGGAAUUGGCCAACAUCUCGGGUGAUGCCGAUACCCGGUUACAGCUGCAAAACCGACUGAUGCUCCAGUCCAAGGAUAACUCCAGUGUGGCCGAGGACUUUCAGAAGAUAGCACAAACCUUUCAUGCCACAGCCGAGAGCCUUGACCUGGAGCAGACGGAGAAGCUGCGUCGCCAUAUCAACGAACAGAUCCUGUCCGGAGUGGGUGGAGGAACCUGGCAGCAGGUUCAGGUGGAGAGCAGUUCUGCUGCUAAAAUCCUACUCCUGCUGGCGGCGAAUCUGCAGAGUAAAUGGUUCCUGCCCUUCAGCGCCUACCGGACGGGUCUAUAUGAGUUCCACAGCGGCAACCAGGCGAAAUCGGUGGCCAUGCUCUUUGAUGAUGAUAUGUUUGUGAAGUUUGCGGAGCUGCGGGACUUGGAUGCCCGUGCCAUUGAGCUGCCGUACGAGCAUGCGGAGGAGUUGUCCAUGCUGCUCAUCCUGCCCAAUCAGAGAGACGGCCUGGCGACGCUGGUGGAGCAGCUGCGUGGCCAGGAUUUGGGCGCAGUGCAGCAGCGCAUGCAGAUGGAGGGAGUGCAGGUGCUGCUGCCCAAAUUCAGUAUCGAUUUCGAGUGCAGUCUGCGGCAGCCCCUAAAGCAGCUCGGCUUCGAGGAGAUAUUCGCGGCAUCGGCGAAUUUUAAGCAUUUGCAUCCCGCUGCCAAUCUGCCCGUGGUCGAUGUUCUCCAGAAGCUGCGCAUCAAUUUAAAUGAAUCUGGUUCCGGAUCCGAACAGCCACGCAUUGCAACAGAAUAUAAACCCAUUGUGAUCAGCAAUUCCUCCCGCCAGAAAUUCUUCCGAGCUGACCAUCCAUUUUUCUUUGCCAUCCGCAGUGAGAAUGUUACGUAUCUGGUGGGUCAUGUGGUUAGCUUUUAAGUUCACACGGGAAAGUGAAAGGUUUGUGCAAUAACUUGUAUGAAAUAAGUAAAAUACAACUAAUAAUUAA